GGGAACGCGCCCGUCCCUAACAUCGGAUCAGGAACACCAAGGUGUGAAGACAGGUGUAAUAGAAAAAUAAGAACUGAAAGGUAGAGACAGGUUUUACACAGAAAACGAGGACUUUUGUGAGCAAUGGGAAGGAUGUGCCAAGGAUAGUAGGUUUUUCCCCGUCUCCUGACGUUUUUAAAAUAAACUGAGUACCUUUCCAAAAGACCUACAGGUGUUAAACCACAAAAUACUGGAUUCAAGGGCAACCAUUUACCAUUUUCUCACCGGUGUUAUGGAUGAAUAAGACAUUUAAAUCUUAAAACAAUGGAAACUUAUCGAUUUGAAAUCCACCCUGUGAUGUCUCGUACUUUGCAGAAUCAUGCAACCAGUGACCUUUUCAAUGAGGUCAAGUCUUCAAGCACUGAGUUGGAUGUGCAUUUGGUGCUUGUUUUGUAACGUGAGUUACACUGUGAUCAUGGUGACUGAACGCUGCAGGCACUGUGUCGUGCAUUUAGCAAACAACUUUGCCAACAAAAAAGAUGUUUCUGUAGGCUUGUUGCCUGUAACCAGGAAGUCAGGGCUGAUAAACAAGAAAAUUUCUGUUGUAAGGAUGUGGUUAAGUUGGAUUUCAAGAAGAAACGUAUCACUAUGAGACUGUGCUCUUUAAGCUGUGAUUCAAAACCGAAAACCGAAGAAUGAAAAUAAGAGAUAAAAUACUAAUACAAAAGUACUACUUAAAUGUCUUCAGUGGAAUUUUUAUGGCUCUGGGUCUUAUGCUUUUGACAUUUGGCCUGUGGCUUUUCUUUGACAGAAACAAUUUAUUCACUGUGUUAUUUUCUUCAGGCGAGAACCAGCUGGUGGCAUAUAUUUCUUGUAUGUUACUUGGAAUUGGAUCUGUUAUUACUUUUACAUCAGCCGUGGGAUUCCUUGGAAGUGUUAAAGAAAUCAAAUGUCUACUAGUUACAUAUAUGAGUUUUCAGUUCCUGGUGUUUGUUACUCAGAUGGCAAUAUUGGUGCUGAUAUUCAUGAAGAAAGAAGAGGUCCACAAUCAGUGGAACAACAGAAUAGAUGAAGUUAUUUCUGAAUACGGGAAUGAGAGUCUGGCUGAGCAGGAACCUGUGUGGAACAUUCUGAAUGCUGUGCAGCACAAUAUGGAAUGCUGUGGAAGAUACAAUGUCACACAGUGGGAAAGGAAUAAAAACAAGGAAAAUAGAACUCAGAUCCCAUGUUCAUGCAUAAAAUCAAGUCUGAAGAAAUGGUUUUGUGAUGUCCCAAGGAAUUCAACACACAGUAGGGGAUGUGAAGAAUUUUUAAAUACAUGGUUUGAAAACAAUGUUAUGAUCUUAACUGCAAUUACUAACAGCGUGCUAAUUAUACAGCUAUUUUUGAUCACACUAACUGCUCAGCUAUUUAGAAACAUCAGAAAGAAUAGUAUUUGGCCAAAAGAACCGUGAACUCUUCUGAACAUUGCUGUGGUGCAAGAAUUAUCUGAUCUGUGCCUGUGACAGUCAAUGAAAUUACUUACACUAAAAUUUAGAUCGGGGUCUACCUGUUGUAAUCGCUAGGAUAUUAACAUUUGGCCUGUAAUAUGUUUGUUUAUUGUUCAUGGCUAUGGAUAUUGCAGUGUGCUACAAAAUCAUGUGUUAAAGUCUGAAAUACUAUGCCAUUUACUAGCUGGUUAAUAAAACUUCCUGAUAA
This is a messenger RNA of Phalacrocorax carbo (great cormorant), 1677 nucleotides long. The record is from RefSeq and is a predicted model, not a curated record. Lineage: Eukaryota; Metazoa; Chordata; Aves; Suliformes; Phalacrocoracidae.